ACUUCGGCUGAGGCAGCGCCAUUUUGAAUGUUCGGUCGUCAGUUCUGUGUGUCUGGCAAGCGAGGCUGCUUAGGGGUCCCCUGGCCGUCUGUCCUGGCUGUCCUUGCCUCAGUUUCGUAGAUACAAGGAGAGACGCAGCUAUUUAGAAGUCUAGGCCUCUGCCCGGUGCCGAGGCUAGUCCGCGGAGAUGAUGUUAAGAGGAAACCUGAAGCAAGUACGCAUUGAGAAGAACCCUGCCCGCCUUCGCGCGCUGGAGUCCGCGGCAGGAGACGGCGAGCCCGCGGCCAUGGCGCUGGCGCUGGCCGGGGAGCAGGCGCCGCCCGCGCCCGCCGCCCCGGAGGACCGCCCAGAGGAGGAGAUGGGCUUCACCAUCGACAUCAAAAGCUUCCUCAAGCCGGGCGAGAAGACCUACACGCAGCGCUGUCGCCUGUUCGUGGGAAACCUGCCCACCGACAUCACCGAGGAAGACUUCAAGCGGCUCUUUGAGCGCUACGGAGAGCCCAGCGAGGUCUUCAUCAACCGGGACCGCGGCUUCGGCUUCAUCCGCCUGGAAUCCAGAACACUGGCUGAAAUUGCAAAAGCAGAACUGGAUGGCACCAUUUUGAAGAGCAGACCACUGCGAAUUCGCUUUGCUACACAUGGAGCGGCUCUAACUGUCAAGAACCUUUCUCCAGUCGUUUCCAAUGAGCUUCUAGAGCAAGCAUUUUCCCAGUUUGGCCCAGUAGAGAAAGCUGUUGUGGUUGUGGAUGAUCGAGGUAGAGCUACAGGAAAAGGUUUUGUAGAAUUUGCAGCAAAACCUCCUGCACGAAAGGCUCUGGAGAGAUGUGGUGAUGGGGCUUUCUUGCUGACAACAACCCCUCGUCCAGUCAUUGUGGAACCUAUGGAGCAAUUUGAUGAUGAAGAUGGCUUGCCAGAGAAAUUAAUGCAGAAAACUCAACAAUAUCAUAAGGAAAGAGAGCAGCCACCACGUUUUGCUCAACCUGGGACAUUUGAAUUUGAGUAUGCAUCUCGAUGGAAGGCUCUUGAUGAAAUGGAAAAGCAGCAGCGUGAGCAGGUUGACAGAAACAUCAGAGAAGCCAAAGAGAAACUGGAGGCAGAGAUGGAAGCAGCUAGGCAUGAACACCAGUUAAUGCUAAUGAGACAAGAUCUAAUGAGACGUCAGGAAGAACUCAGACGCUUGGAAGAACUCAGAAACCAAGAGCUGCAAAAACGGAAGCAAAUACAACUUAGACAUGAAGAGGAACAUCGCCGUCGUGAGGAAGAAAUGAUCAGACACAGAGAACAGGAGGAAUUGAGGCGACAGCAAGAAGGCUUUAAACCAAACUAUAUGGAAAAUAGAGAACAGGAAAUGAGAAUGGGUGAUAUGGGUCCCCGUGGAGCAAUAAACAUGGGAGAUGCAUUUAGCCCAGCACCUGCUGGUAACCAAGGUCCUCCUCCAAUGAUGGGUAUGAAUAUGAACAACAGAGGAACUAUACCUGGCCCACCUAUGGGUCCUGGUCCUGCCAUGGGACCAGAAGGAGCUGCAAAUCUGGGAACUCCAAUGAUGCCAGAUAAUGGAGCAGUGCACAAUGACAGAUUCUCCCAAGGGCCACCUUCCCAGAUGGGAUCUCCUAUGGGGAGUAGAGCAGGUUCUGAGACCCCUCAAGCGCCAAUUACUGGUGUUGGUCCUGUGAGUGGUGGUCCUGGUGGCUUUGGUAGAGGUAGUCAAGGGGGCAACUUCGAAGGUCCUAAUAAGCGUCGUAGGUAUUAAACAUUCUUUUGUUCCUGGUCAUUUAGAAACAAAAUUUAGUGGUAUGCCUUUACAAUUUUACCUGUUACUUGGAAGAAAUAGUUUUAUUGUUAAUGUGUGUAGAUUGAAAACUUUCUUUUGUAAAAACUGAGGUUUUUGUAUUUUUGUUUAUUCAUAAGCUUUGUAGAUUAGAAUGGUAAUGCUAUGCAUCAUUGUGAAUGUUAAAAUGUGUUUGUGACUUGAGCUAACUACAGCUAUGCCCAUAGUACUGUGAAAUCUGUAGUUUCUUUAUCAAUAAAGAAAUGAUUUUGAGUAAUUUAA
Molecule: messenger RNA, 2050 nt
Organism: Cavia porcellus (domestic guinea pig)
Lineage: Eukaryota; Metazoa; Chordata; Mammalia; Rodentia; Caviidae
Gene: Pspc1
Product: paraspeckle component 1
Exons: 9
Coding region: 188-1750 (520 amino acids)
Biological process (GO): regulation of DNA-templated transcription
Cellular component (GO): nucleus
Molecular function (GO): RNA binding
Source: RefSeq, a predicted model, not a curated record